Molecule: messenger RNA, 2033 nt
Organism: Acanthisitta chloris (rifleman)
Lineage: Eukaryota; Metazoa; Chordata; Aves; Passeriformes; Acanthisittidae
Product: intersectin-2-like
Exons: 16
Biological process (GO): clathrin-dependent synaptic vesicle endocytosis; endosomal transport
Cellular component (GO): intracellular vesicle; plasma membrane; cytoplasm
Molecular function (GO): protein binding; calcium ion binding; molecular adaptor activity
Source: RefSeq, a predicted model, not a curated record
CAGAUGGCUAAGAGCUAGCAAGGCAGAUUCAGGACCAUGAUGGCUCAGUUUCCCACAGCCAUGAAUGGAGGUCCAAACAUAUGGGCCAUCACCUCUGAAGAGCGGGCCAAACAUGACAAGCAGUUCGAUAGCCUUAAACCCACAGGAGGCUACAUUACAGGUGAUCAAGCACGUACCUUUUUUUUGCAGUCAGGUCUACCACCUUCAAUCCUUGCUGAAAUAUGGACACUAUCAGACCUGAACAAGGAUGGAAAAAUGGAUCAAUUGGAGUUCUCUAUAGCCAUGAAACUUAUCAAGCUGAAAUUGCAAGGACAGCACUUGCCUACAGUUCUCCCUCCUGUCAUGAAACAAACUCCAGUAUUUUCACCACUAAUGUCAGCUCGCUUUGGAAUGGGUAGUAUGCCAAAUCUGUCCAUGCCAACGUCUAUGUCUGCGAUCACACCAUUAGCUCCCAUGUCUCUGACCUCCAUGACUUCCAUUCCUCCUUUGGUUAUCUCUGCUCCUCUGGUGCCUUCUGUCAGUACCUCCUCAUUGCCAAAUGGAACAUCCAGCCUUCUGCAGCCUUUGUCCGUACCUUUCUCUUCAACACUGCCUCAUACUGGUUCUUUGGGUCCCAUGACAGGAGGGUUUGGUGGUUCUAGUAUGCAGAAGGCACAGUCACUAAUCGAUUUAGGAUCUAGCAGUUCAAAUUCUUCCUCUAGUGCAUCACUAGCUGGGAAUUCACCAAAGAUUACAUCUUCAGACUGGGCAGUUCCUCAAGCCUCCAGAUUAAAAUACAGACAGAAAUUUAACAGUCUUGACAAAAGUAUGAGUGGAUAUUUAUCAGGAUUUCAAGCAAGGAAUGCCCUUCUGCAAUCAAACCUUUCACAGACUCAGCUGGCUACUAUUUGGUCACUAGCUGAUAUUGAUGGAGAUGGGCAGCUGAAGGCUGAUGAGUUUGUGUUAGCCAUGCACCUAACUGACAUGGCCAAAGCUGGACAGCCCCUGCCACUGACUCUGCCUCUAGAGCUGGUACCACCUUCUUUCAGGAGUGGAAAAUAUACUGAAAAUAUAAAUGGAACUCUGCCGUCUUACCACUCUGUGCAAGAGGAGGAGCCACAGAAAAAACAGCCAGUGACCUUUGAAGACAAAAGGAAAGCCAACUAUGAGAGGGGAAAUAUGGAGCUGGAAAAACGCCGUCAGGUCCUGCUGGAGCAACAGCAGAGAGAGGCUGAACGUAAGGCUCAGAAAGAAAGAGAAAAACAAGAGCGAAGAGAGAGGGAACGUCAGGAACAGGAACGGAAAAGACAACUCGAAAUGGAAAGGCAGCUGGAGAGACAACGAGAGCUGGAACGACAAAGGGAAGAAGAAAGGAGGAAAGAAAUAGAAAGGCGGGAGGCAGCGAAGCGAGAACUUGAGCGCCAGCGACGACUGGAAUGGGAGAGAAUUCGUCGCCAAGAACUCCUUAAUCAGCGUAACAGGGAACAAGAAGAAAUUGUCAAGUUGACCUCUAAAAAGAAGAGCCUUAAUCUUGAAUUAGAAGCCCUGACGGACAAACAUCAGCAAAUCUCAGGCAGAUUGCAAGAUAUUAGAAGCAAAAAGCAAAUUCGAAAAACUGAACUGGAGGCUUUGGAUAAGAAAUAUGACCAAGGAAUCAUGGAAGUCAAGCAAUUGCAACAACAGCUUCAGGAUUAUCAGAAUAAACUAAUCUAUCUGGUUCCUGAAAAGCAGUUGUUAAGUGAAAGAAUAAAAAACACUCAACUUGAAAACACUCAGAAUACAGCAGUCAAUUCUGUGCACAAGAAGUCCCUAGAAAAAGAAGAGUUAUGCCAAAGACUUAAGGAACAACUAGAUGCCCUUGAGAAGGAAACUGCUUCUAAACUUUGUGAAAUGGAUGAAUUUAACAGUCAGCUUAAGGAUCUGAGAGAAAGUUAUAGUACACAGCAAUUAGCCUUGGAGCAGCUCCACAGGAUCAAACUGGACAAAAUAAGAGAGGUAGAAAAAAAAAGAGCUGAACUUGCCCAGAAGAAGCGACUGGAAGAUGAGGCUGCAAG